Messenger RNA from Aspergillus bombycis, 1209 nucleotides. RefSeq names its product O-methyltransferase. The record is from RefSeq and is a predicted model, not a curated record. Bases 1 to 1209 code for a protein of 402 amino acids. Lineage: Eukaryota; Fungi; Ascomycota; Eurotiomycetes; Eurotiales; Aspergillaceae. The transcript has 3 exons. Gene Ontology annotation, molecular function: O-methyltransferase activity.
AUGGCCUCUGUUCCUCCUUCCUCUUCCAGCCUCAUGGAGCUGGCGAACUUCAUUUCCCAGUCAGUCCCUAUGCUGCAGGAUGAGUCUUCAAAGCAUACAUGCAACGCGCGUGUAAAUGUAAUCGAGGCCUGUCGGAGGAUGCUGGCUCUCGUUACGAGUCCUGCUGAGAUGCUCAAAGAGAUGGCACUGAUUGACAGACAGAAUCUUGCAUCCCUGCAGGUCAUCAACCAUUACCAGAUUGCGACCAUCGUUCCUCUCAGUGGAAGUAUUGCUAUAUCUGAACUCGCGCAGAAGUGCGGGUUACCUGUGGACAUUCUCCGCCGGAUCUUGCGACAGGCCAUGACCUACGGUGUAUUCAGCGAACCGGAGCCAGACUGUGUUACGCAGACAGACGUCUCCAUGGAGAUACCCCGGCUGUCACCGCUGCUUACUUACCAGCUUGACGUUUGUUUACCGUCCAUGGUCCGGCUUCUGGACUGGUUGAAAGACGGUGACAGAGAACACAAGUGCGCAUAUCAGAUAGCUCAUAACACUAUGGAUACGUGGUGGACUUCUGCCUCCAAAAGACCGGAACUGAUCGAAAACUACGGAAAGUAUAUGGCAUUAAUUACCAGUGGUGGGGCCCAUGAUGUGAGUUACAUUCUAAAGGGCUUCGCCUGGGAGAAGCUGGGAAAAGCCAUUGUCGUCGAUGUUGGCGGGGCAGAUGGAUUCGUCGGGAUAAGGCUCGCAGAAGAGUAUCCUACUUUAGCCGUCAUCGUGGAGGACAAUCUCAAGCUGAAGGAUAGUGCCGAUGACAAUAUCCCUCGCCACUUGAAGUCAAGGGUCAUCUUCUUGCCUCACUCCUUUUUCAGGCCACAGUCGGCAUUAGGUCGCGAGGCAGAUGUGUUCCUCUUGCGACACAUUCUACACGACUGGAAUGACAAUGAUUGCCGGGCCAUCCUGCAGGCUCUUGCUGAUAGCAUGAAGUCAGGAGCAUCCAUCCUCGUGGCAGAGCAAAUUCUUCAAAGCCCUGGAACUGCGUCUUGGCAGCGCGAGCGAGUCAUGAGAGCGUUAGACAUGCAGAUGAUGAUUCAGUUCGGAAGCAAGGAAAGAUCCUACGAGGACUGGGACGCAUUGUUUAUGUCCAUCGAUCCACCCUUGGAAAUUGUGGGUUGCGUGCACCCAGCCGGCAGCGCGGACUCCUUUAUGGAACUGAAGAAGAGAGCAUAA